GGUAACUAAAAAAGGCGUACAUAAGCCUAAAAAGAACAGUAAGAAGGGUCAUACUGCAAUUAAGGGGCCAUUAGGGCUUUUUGGGUCACCAGUGCAUGUGGGGUCAGUUAGGAGAGUGGGGCAUAUGGAUCUUUUGGCAAGUCUGAGGAAAAGAUUGAUAUCUAGGUAUAAUUUAAGGGGGUAUACUACAGGGACUAUGAUGUUCAGGGGUACGGCUGGGGAGUUCUCAGGGCAGCUUGUUUCUCCCUGCGUUGCUCCUACUUUUCCUUUUGUGUUACAGGUUCCCAGCACUGCAGAAGGGGCGCAGGAUGGUGAAGUAGAUGCUGGCAGGGCAUCAAAAGGCAGACCAACGGCUGGAGAGCAGGUUAUGGUGGGUGCAUCCGUAUCCUCGCAGACCGGGACGGCAGCAGCCGGAGUGGUAUCGGCACCUGGAAGCGUGCUGACAUCACAGUUGUCCAUCCAACUGCUGUGCACACAAAGGCAGGACGCCAAGUACAUUACUGAUUAAGGAGUUGCUGUAUAAAAGAAACUCAUAAACAAAACGGUUGUAGAUGACUGAGAGCUGAUCAGUAUGGAGGUUCUUGGGGUAUCAGCAGUAUUGCUCAUAGCAUGUGUGGUUUUCUUUCUGCUAAACAUACUACAGACUAGCAGGCUACAAGGCAAAGGGAAAUUGCCCCCUGGACCCACACCAUUGCCUAUUUUAGGUAACAUCCUGCAGAUAUGUGGCAAAGACGCCUUCAAAUCUUUCUUUAAGCUCGGUGAGAAGUAUGGUCCAAUAUACACCAUUUACAUGGGCCAGAAUCCGAUAGUGAUACUUGCUAGCUGUGAUGCAGUGAAGGAAGCUCUCAUUGAUAAUGCGGACAAGUUUAGUGGCCGUGGGUACAUGCCAUCAAUGCAGAGGAUAACCUCAGGACAUGGGGUUAUUUACAGUAAUGGGGAACGAUGGAAACAGUUACGUCGUUUUUCAUUGAUGACUAUGAGGAAUUUUGGAAUGGGAAAGAGAAGCAUAGAAGAAAGAAUUCAGGAGGAGGCUCAGUUUCUUUUGGAAGAGUUUCGGAAGACAAAAAGUCAUCCAGUGGACCCCACAUUCUAUUUCAGCAAGGCUGUCUCCAAUGUUAUUGCUUCUAUAGUUUUUGGAGAACGGUUUGAAUAUGAAGACAAACACUAUCUUUACCUCCUUGAUGCAUUUAACAAGAUAUUCAGUGGAUUUAGUUCAGUCUCAGUACAGAUGUACAAUGUUUAUCCGAACAUCAUGAAUAAAUUACCAGGACUACACAACCAAAUGUUUAAGUGUUUCGAACAAAUUCAGACAUUUGUUGCCCAAAGAGUCAAAACCCAUCAAGAAACACUGGACCCCAGUUCUCCUAGAGAUUUUAUUGAUUGCUUCCUUAUAAAGAUGGAACAGGAAAAAGAUAUGCCAGAAUCUGAGUUUCAUAUGGAUGCCUUGCUGAACACCAUGGUAGAUUUCUUUGCUGCCGGGACUGAAACCGUUAGCACCACCUUACGGUAUGGCCUCUUAAUCCUACUCAAGAAUCCAGAUGUGGAAGAACGUGUUAAAAAAGAAAUCGAUCAAGUCAUUGGCCAAAACAGAGCACCAGGCAUUGAAGAUCGUUCUAAAAUGCCCUACACAGAUGCUGUCAUCCAUGAGAUUCAGAGAUUUAUUGAUCUCAUACCCCUUGGGCUCCCACACAAAGUAACUUGUGAUGUUUUUUUUAGAGACUAUGUCAUUCCUAAGGGAACCACUGUCUACCCAAUAUUAAGCGCAGUCCUAAGGGACCCAAAACAGUUUAAAAAUCCAAACCAAUUCAAUCCUGGACAUUUCCUAGAUGCUAAUGGAAAAUUCCGCAAGAAUGAUGGUUUCAUGCCCUUCUCCGCAGGUAAGCGGAUCUGUGCCGGAGAGGGUCUUGCGCGGAUGGAACUCUUUCUUUUUAUUACCACAAUAUUACAGAGCUUUACCCUCAAAUCCAUAGUGGACAUUGAAGAAUUAGAUUUAACCCCUCAGAUAAGUGGAUUUGGGAGUGUUCCUCGUCCCUACAAAAUCUGCUUCAUCCCUCGAUAAUUAAUAUUGCAAAGAUUAUGUUCUAUUCUACAAGUGGAGCGGUAACUAACACUUCUGCUAGACUGUUAACUUUGCUAGACUUUUAUUUUUUGCGUUCAUAGAGUAGCGCGGGCGGGGGCGAGAGGGACACCUGCCCAGGGCCCCGUGCUUUGGGGGGGGCGCACUUUCAGGGGUGAGUGUAUGAGAAGGUGCAAUCUAUAGUCUGUAUUUAGUUUAUGAAGAAAUGUUUAUGGUAUCAGGAGGUGUGAUAAAUACUUUUGUUCUUUAUAUACAUAACACUGAAUGUUAGGACAGGAGUGGGCCAUAAGGAGGGCGGGGCAUACAGAGGGAGGGCAAUAAGAGCACUGGGCUGUGGGGCCCCGAAAAUUUGCCUUGCCCAGGGCCCCGCAGAUGCUAAGGGUGUCCCUACAAGUUGAAAGUAAAAAGUUAGCAGCAGCGUUAACAUAUUCUCCUCAUAGACUUCAUUGGAGCGUGCUGUUCAUAAAAACCUAACACCCAUAAACCUGCGCUAACCCAAACUGAGUCAUUUAUUUUAAACAUUCCAAUGUUCUUCACAUUAAAAUAUUUGUAUAAUUAUAUGUAUAUAUUUCUAUGUACAUCUGUAUAUAUACCUAUAACUGUAUAAAUUUAUAUACUUAUAUAGGUAUAGAUAUAUAUUUUAAAAAAAUAAUCAGAUAUACAGUAUAUCGUUAUCGUUAUCAAAUUAGUUUUGUUUUUUUGGUAUCUUUUAUUGAAGAGUAAAACUAGGUAGGAUCAUACAAGCUCAGGAGUGCACAUGUCUUUAGUACUCAUUGUAACAUUAUAACAAAGCUACAAAUAAUGUUGCAAAACACGGCUGCCAUAGAGAACUAAAGACACGUGCGCACUCCUGAGCAUACCUACUUUUACUCUUUAAUAAAAGAUACAAACAGAACAAAGAAACAUUGAUAAAAUAAGUAAAUUGGAAAGUUGUAUAAAAUUGCUGUUCUAUCUGAAUCAUGAAAGUUUAAGACAUCUGUAUAUAUUAUUUUUGUACAUGAUGAUUGUAUCAAAUAAUUCCUUAUAUUCAUGUUGUUUCAAAAUGAAAAGAAAAUA
This is a messenger RNA of Bombina bombina (fire-bellied toad), 3133 nucleotides long. RefSeq names its product cytochrome P450 2C20. Gene Ontology annotation, cellular component: intracellular membrane-bounded organelle; cytoplasm. Gene Ontology annotation, biological process: xenobiotic metabolic process. The transcript has 10 exons. The record is from RefSeq and is a predicted model, not a curated record. Bases 572 to 2059 code for a protein of 495 amino acids. NCBI's taxonomy places the organism in Eukaryota, Metazoa, Chordata, Amphibia, Anura, Bombinatoridae. Gene Ontology annotation, molecular function: oxidoreductase activity, acting on paired donors, with incorporation or reduction of molecular oxygen, reduced flavin or flavoprotein as one donor, and incorporation of one atom of oxygen; heme binding; iron ion binding.